UUACAAAGGACUCUGAGCCCAGGUGACAGACUGUUGGACUUGAUCAGUCCACUCUUAAGGAAAUCUGAAUGUCUUGGAAUAGGUAAAUCAGGUUGAAAAGGAUUUAAAGCCCCCGAAUCUCAGAUUUUUGGGGGUGAAAAGAUCAGGAGGAGGUCCAGUUGAAAUUAACAUGUAUUGAGAACUGGACUGAGAAACAGAUGGGUUCUUUUUACAUCAGGGCACAGAUAGCCUAAAAGGAAUCCUAAUCUCAGACUGAUCCUUGUCAAGGACAAGUACGCUGUAGGACUGUUAAUUUUCCCCAAAGAGAAUUUUUGCUUUUCCCUUCCCCCUCCGCAGCCAGCACCAUCAGCGAAGCUGUUGCACAUUCCAGUAGUGCUAUCACAUCGCUGGCUCCUAGUAGCUAAACCAGAAGGGAACGAGCCAAUGGUGGCUGCUGCACCAGACAGCCAAAUAGCUGCAUGGAUAAGCGUUUUACUAGCACAGCGUGUCCUGUGUUUGAAGCGCCCAGCCAGGGGAUGGUGGCAGGCUGAGUUUAAGACACCUCUGAAAGUUAACUGACUCUGUGUGUGCUUAUUUGUAGUAAAUGCUCAAGUAACCUGUGUGAGAACGUGGAAGCAGCAGAGCAAACAUGCAAAACAGACCUGCAUGAGUAACAGGACGACAGAACCUGGCCACUUCUCCAGGGUUUAACAGCAGCUGGGCAGCUUGGUCAGUCUGAGAAAAUACGAGGAGACCGAGGGCAGCAAAGAGCAGUAACCGUUCCUGUGCUGCUGGUAGAUACUUCUUGCAGCAGGAUGUGAUGCUGUAGGAAUAUGUAUUUAGCUCGGAGCCUGUGCCAGUGGGGAGGCAGGAGGAGAUGGGACGUUCUUCUGGGUUUUCAGAAACCAUGGCGAGUCCUGCAAAGGAUAACUAUCGAAUGAAGAGUUACAAGAACAAAGCCCUAAAUCCCGAGGAAAUGCGUCGGAGAAGAGAAGAGGAGGGAAUUCAACUGCGCAAACAGAAACGAGAGCAACAGGUAACUGUCAUCUUGACUAGCUUGUGUACAGCCUUAACACAACCAGGAUUGUGCUGCUGCCAAACUGGAAUCUUCAAGGAUCUGUGCAUUAAGCUCUUCAAAAGAAGAAACGUGGAGUUGAUCAAUGAAGAUGCCUCUAUGUUUGAUAGUCUCCUUGUGGAUUCCUAUGUUAGUUCCACAACAUGUGGGGAGGGGGUGAUCACAAGAGAGAUGGUAGAGAUGCUUUUCUCAGAUGACCCUGACCUACAGCUAGCAACCACUCAGAAAUUCAGGAAGUUACUUUCCAAAGAGCCAAAUCCUCCAAUAGAUGAAGUGAUAAACACUCAGGGAGUGGUGGACAGAUUUGUGGAAUUCCUGAAAAGAAGUGAAAAUUGCACGCUACAGUUUGAAGCAGCGUGGGCACUGACGAAUAUUGCAUCAGGAACUUCCCAACAAACAAAAAUAGUAAUUGAGGCUGGGGCAGUUCCUAUAUUUAUAGAGCUAUUAAACUCUGACUUUGAGGAUGUUCAGGAACAGGCUGUCUGGGCAUUGGGGAACAUUGCUGGAGACAGCUCUGUGUGUAGAGAUUAUGUCCUUAACUGCGCUAUUCUUCCUCCCUUAUUAAUGCUCCUUACGAAGUCCACCAGGUUGACAAUGACACGAAAUGCUGUCUGGGCCUUGUCAAACUUGUGCAGAGGAAAGAGUCCACCACCUGAAUUUGAUAAGGUAUCUCCCUGCCUGCCAGUGUUGUCCCGGUUAUUAUUCAACAGUGACUCCGACUUGCUGGCAGAUGCGUGCUGGGCUCUUUCCUACUUAUCAGAUGGCCCCAAUGAGAAAAUUCAAGCAGUUAUUGACUCGGGAGUGUGUCGGCGACUGGUGGAGCUGUUAAUGCACAAUGACUACAAAGUGGCCUCCCCAGCUUUGCGAGCAGUUGGCAAUAUUGUGACAGGGGAUGACAUCCAGACCCAGGUGAUUCUGAACUGUUCAGCCUUGCCUUGUCUCCUUCACUUAUUAAGUAGUCCCAAGGAGUCAAUCAGGAAAGAAGCCUGCUGGACCAUAUCUAACAUCACAGCAGGAAACAGAGCACAAAUACAGGCAGUCAUAGAUGCAAACAUUUUCCCGGUACUGAUAGAAAUCCUGCAGAAAGCUGAAUUCCGCACGAGGAAGGAGGCAGCAUGGGCUAUUACAAAUGCAACGUCAGGAGGAACUCCCGAGCAGAUCAGAUACUUGGUAAACUUGGGUUGUAUCAAGCCUCUUUGUGACCUGCUGACUGUCAUGGACUCCAAGAUUGUUCAGGUGGCAUUGAACGGCCUAGAGAACAUCCUGAGGCUUGGAGAGCAGGAAGCCAACCAGAGUGGGACAGGCAUCAACCCGUACUGUAGCCUGAUUGAGGAGGCCUAUGGUUUGGAUAAGAUAGAGUUCCUACAGAGCCAUGAGAACCAAGAGAUCUACCAGAAGGCCUUUGACCUGAUUGAGCACUACUUUGGAGUAGAAGAUGACUCCAGUUUAGCUCCCCAGGUAGAUGAGAACCAGCAGCAAUUCAUCUUCAAGCAACCUGAAGCCCCCAUGGAAGGUUUCCAGCUAUAAUGUGUCCGGGGAGGGAAAAGAACACCACAAACUUGCCGGAAAACAACUGGGAGCAGCUGAUUGUCCCAUCCCCUUCUUGUGAAUGGAAGGCUGAACACCCACUCCACCUGUUAGGAAACAGUUCUUCAAACAACUAGAAACAGUGCUUUGUCCUCGUGGAGAGAAGGGGAUACUCUUACACUUUUUUCUUUUUGCUGCUGCAUACAUGUCUUUAAAGCAGGCAUCUGGGUGGAGGAAGGACACUGAGGUAACAGAUUGCACCUCUUGGUGUUUUUUUUUUCUUUGUGGUGAUCUCUCCCAAAUGUCACUUCUUACCUCGGGUACUUAAUUGAGAUUUCAGCAUUGGGUUGGGUAAGAACACAAAUAGAAAGUAAGCAUUCUCACAACAAUAAUUCUGGAAACCUGGGUUGAGCUAUUUAAUUUUUUUGCACAUGUUACUCUUUAUUAAAGACUCUAAUUUGCCAAGAGCAAAGUUUAGCCCUGGCCUUUCUGCAACCCUCCUUCAGCGGACAGUCCUGUUGAACCUGGGCCAAGUUUCCCCUGAAAUAUACUGUAAACGGACAGAGAAACGGGAAGUUCUCCCACUCCUGGGAAGAUUUUUUUUUUCUGGGGGGAAGGCUUCUUCCCUUUGUCUAGAUUUUUGGUUUUGUUUUUUGAUGAACUGCUAGUGGUAUUUACAAGGAGAAAAAAAAAAGCAACAAGACCCCAAAGAUGGUAACUAUGAAGAGGGCAGGAUGCUUGGGUGGUUUUUGAAACAGGAAGCACAGCUGCCGUUGCACAGGCUUUGUUUGCAUUGCUACUGACUGAAGUCACAGAACUGUUGAAAUGGUGAAAACCCAUCUUCAUCUUUACUUGAAAUACUAUUUUUUUUUUCCAUGAGAACAUGUUUUGAGUUCUGGGUUGUGGUUUUUUCUGACUUGGGUUGGGGUGGAUCACUGUAUGGGUCAGAGGAAGAGGAUGUGUUGUGUGCGGUGUUAACUUCAGUAGCAACAGGCCUGAGUUUUCAGGUUUACCUCCUGCUCACAGUUGGAUCAUGUACAUUUUACUUCAAAAAAAAAAAAGUCAAAUCUCUGUAUUUUUUAUAUUAUAUAUAGGUAGAUAUUUGUCUAAUUGGGCUUCAGAGAAAAAUAUAUAUGAAAUUUCUGUAACUUAUGUAAAUAGAGCACUGUGAGGCAGGCACACCUGGAAACGACGGCCCCAGCUCACUCACUGGUUGUCCUGCUUCUUUUCCUCUGUUUACUCACGUACUGUAUAAGCGAACAUAGAGCUGUCUUAACCUCCUCUGCCACCUUUGAGUUACUUAGCCAAGAUUUCAUUCACCACAAGAGAACGCACGAGGCUGUGGAGAACAAAUGCGCUUCUGGGCUGCGGGGGGAGAGAGCCGGCCGCCGGUGUGUGCCGGCCGCUGAGGCCUGCCCGGGGGUGAGGAGCCAAAGCUCCGCUGUGAUGAGUCCUUUAUUGUGAAACGAAUAAACUCCAUCUGUGCAGUUGA
Grus americana (Whooping crane) is the source of this 4073-nucleotide messenger RNA. It is a transcript of the gene KPNA6, whose product is annotated as karyopherin subunit alpha 6. Gene Ontology annotation, biological process: NLS-bearing protein import into nucleus. The coding region runs from base 857 to 2581 and encodes 574 amino acids. Gene Ontology annotation, molecular function: nuclear import signal receptor activity; protein binding. The record is from RefSeq and is a predicted model, not a curated record. Gene Ontology annotation, cellular component: cytoplasm; nucleus; nucleoplasm. The transcript has 15 exons. Lineage: Eukaryota; Metazoa; Chordata; Aves; Gruiformes; Gruidae.